AUGGCCGCCCCGUAUACCCAGCCUGCCUGCGGCCGUCACGAGGACAGACGAAAUAGAUUUGGGAAGCGCUCAUCUGGGUGCCGCGCAGGCGGGCGGGGUGCAUGCGGGGCAGGCCAGGCAGCACAGCACGGCCAGCAUUUGGCUGAGUGUCGGGCGGAAUCGGGGGGUGGGGUGCAGAAUGUGAAACAUUUUCCACGAGGAAGGAAACUUAAAACCCAGCUCGGCCCCUGUGGCAUUUCUGAAAAGCGCACUAACUUGUGUAGGGCCCGCGCCGCCCUGACUCACGGGGUCCCUCUGCUCUUAGGGGGGCGCGUGAAGACCUGGAAGCGGCGCUGGUUCAUCCUCACCGACAACUGCCUCUAUUACUUUGAAUACACGACGGAUAAGGAGCCCCGGGGAAUCAUCCCGCUGGAGAACCUGAGCAUCCGGGAGGUGGAAGACCCGCGGAAACCCAACUGUUUCGAGCUUUAUAACCCGAGCCACAAAGGGCAGGUCAUCAAAGCCUGUAAGACGGAGGCGGACGGCCGGGUGGUGGAGGGCAACCACGUGGUGCACCGCAUCUCGGCGCCCAGCCCCGAGGAGAAGGCGGAGUGGAUGAAGUCCAUCCGCUGCGCCCGGGCCCGCGGGGGCGGGGCUGGAGGGCGGGGCCCGGGGCUCUGGCAGGUAAAAGUAAACUCAAACCCCGCAGCAAAGAGUGACUGGGGGCCUCCCCGCGACACCCUGGACCCCCGGCCUGGCUCCUUAGGGAGCUGGACUCGAGGGGCCUCACGUCGUCCCUUCCCGCCGCCCUCCCGGCGCCGAGCGCAUCCUUCUCGAAGUCUCGUCCAGCAGCUGCGCCUGGUGGUUCAGCCGUGA
Messenger RNA from Mesoplodon densirostris (Blainville's beaked whale), 855 nucleotides. RefSeq lists its product as uncharacterized. The coding region runs from base 1 to 855 and encodes 284 amino acids. The record is from RefSeq and is a predicted model, not a curated record. The transcript is spliced from 5 exons. NCBI's taxonomy places the organism in Eukaryota, Metazoa, Chordata, Mammalia, Artiodactyla, Ziphiidae.